Molecule: messenger RNA, 552 nt
Organism: Rotaria socialis
Lineage: Eukaryota; Metazoa; Rotifera; Eurotatoria; Philodinida; Philodinidae
Source: the annotation of a GenBank genome assembly
AUGCUUAGUGAGCAAUUGAACAGCAGUGAAUCCCGUGGCCUUUUAUUGGCUAUUGACAAGAUGCGCGAAAUCUUGCAUGGAGAAAAAAUAACCUUACCAGAAAUUGUGGUUGUUGGUGAUCAAUCGGUGGGAAAGUCGUCUGUACUGGAAGCAAUAUCUGGUAUUCAGUUACCGCGAGCACAGAAUAUUUGUACUCGCUGUCCACUAGAAUUACGGAUGAAAACAGCUCAAGAUAAGGAAUACGCAACAAUACGUAGUAGUGUUGGCUCUACUGCGGAGAUGCGUAUUGACGAUUUGACGAAGAUUGCAGAUGAGGUCACUCGCUUAACAUCAGAAAUUGCCGGUAAAGGAUUUGAUGUCAGCCCGAAUCCUAUCUAUUUAACGGUGUUCAAGCGUGAUAUUUUAUACGACUUGACCCUUAUUGAUCUUCCGGGUAUCACACGAAAUGCAGUGUCUGGUCAAGCAGAAAAUAUUUAUGACCAAAUUCUGAACUUAAUCAAUAAAUACAUUGAACCACCAACCGCGGUAAGCAUAUCAAUCAUUCCAUAUUAG